AUUCUCGAUACCGAUGGAAUCAAAGCGAUUUUUACUUUCAAUUUCUCGUCUGAGGCCUUCAAUUUGUGCCUUGAAUUCAUAAUCGAAACCGAAGUUGAUAACGUCAAGCAAGGAGCUGAACGAUUGAAAAGAAAUUUAAGGCGAACUCUGUUAAGUCCCGAGAAGGAGAAAUACACUUCCAUGGCUACGGUGGAUGCCUACGCUACGUUAGGGGUGUCAUCCUGUCAUGGUCUGCAGAUUUUGCAUAAUCGACCUCUUUUGCAGAGGUGGAGCCCUCCAGAGUCCCGAGAAGGGGUUUCAUGCUCACACAACUAUGGCGGUGCCUACGUGCCACCUGAUCUUACGGCGUUCGAUCGAAAACUGUUCUAUGGAAGCCAAAGUUUCAAGAAAGCGGAAAAGAGUGGAAUGAAAGUCAUAACCACGAGAACUGUCAAAACAGUUACGAAUGUGAUGGAGAAUGCUCAAGCGAUGGUUUCGGAAUCGUGUUUAAAUGAUGUGGAUCAAGAUUCUAUAGAGCAAGCGGAAGGUGUAGAUGACAAUUAUCAGCGCGUGGACCUCAGUGAACAAACUUCGCAAGGGGUUCAGCAUCGGAUGCUUUUCAACACUAGUGACAAGUUCAAGGCUGUCAAUAGAAGGCACAAAAAAGGGAACUAUUUGUCACUUCCAAAGAUGAAUGAGGUAAUGAAUGAGGCAUGCGGACAGGAAAACUUGCCUAUGGGAAUUUACGAAGUACCAUCCCGGCUUAGGAAAAUCGAUGACUAUCGUCAAUUGCCAACGUGGUGGCGCAUUAUUGAUCUGACAGAGCUAAAAGCAAUUUGCAGCAUCGUAACCAAGACAGAGUUCUCUGAGAUCAGGAGCAUCAUCACGGCAGGUUUGCGAAAUGUGGCUUGGACGAAGCCGGAUGACCAGUUGAAAGAUUUGGAAAGGGAAGGACUUAAGAAAGUCUGUGAACACUAUGAAUUUCGUGGAGCGCUUAGAGAGCUACGAAAUCUUCUAGCAGAGAAAGAGAAUGAGAAUCCGUUUCUCGCACAAAAUCACUUUGGCAACGAGAAACGCUGCUACGCUUUACGAGAUGGUCAAAAAGCGGAUACCACAGCGUCAAGCGAUAUCGACAUUUUCAUCAAGUCGCAAAUAAUUUCGUGCUUUGACGGUAUCGUUGACAGACACUUCGGUGAAGUGGUCUCUAGAGCUUCUCAACAUCGCCGGAUGAAUGCACGCCACGAUAUAGCCAAGGAUUUGGCAUGGGACCAAGAGCUCUCGCUGUGCGAAAGGGCUGGCUCCAAAAUUGAAAACGGCACAAAAAAUUUAGAUAACUCACUCAAAGUCCAAAGAACCGUUCGCGACAUGCACCGUACCCUAGUUGACACCCUUUCCGAAACAGGUGGUGGGAAUGCAGACAGUCUUGCAAGCUUUCAACAAGUUGCUAAUACCCGGAUUCAUCUCGUCAAAUUUUUUCAUUCGCAGGCUCUCAGACAUUACGUUGGCGGUGGAUCCCACAUUUCAGCCAAAUUUUCCGAGUUCGACAUACCAGCAACAGAUGACGGUCUAAGCGGGGUGGUGAAGAUGGCGCGAACCAUGUUACAAGUCAAGAUUCCUAAGGUCAACCGUACACAAAUGAAAGCCAAGGCAGAAUAG
This is a messenger RNA of Paraglomus occultum, 1635 nucleotides long. The record is from the annotation of a GenBank genome assembly. Lineage: Eukaryota; Fungi; Glomeromycota; Glomeromycetes; Paraglomerales; Paraglomeraceae.